UGUUCGGGGCGGCGGGGGCGCUGGUGGCGCUGGGGCUGUGGGACGUCUUCUUCGGCUUCGAGGAGAACCGCUGCCGCAUGAGCUACAUGUUCGAGGACCCCGAGUACCAGAAGAUCAAGCUUCCCAAGAAGCUGAGCCGCCGCUUCCCCGCCUACGAGCUCUACCUGUACGGCGAGGGCAGCUACGCCCGCCGCAACAAGAAGCUGCAGCUCGCGGGCGUCCCCGUCCUCUUCCUCCCCGGCAACGCCGGAAGCUACAAGCAAGUGCGAUCGCUGGGCUCCGUCGCCCUCCGCAAGGCCGAGGACAUCGACUUCAAAUACCACUUCAACUUCUUCAGCGUCAACUUCAACGAGGAGCUGGUGGCCCUCUACGGCGGGAGCCUCCGCAGUCAGACGAGGUUCGUGCACGAGUGCAUCAAAGUCAUCCUGAGACUCUAUAAGGGUCAGGAUUUCGCCCCGCGGAGCGUGGCCAUCGUGGGCCACUCGAUGGGCGGCCUGGUGGCCCGCGCCCUGCUCACCCUCGACCACUUCGAGCCCGAGCUGCUCAACCUGUUGAUCACCCAGGCCGCCCCUCACGCCGCCCCCGUCGUGCCCCUCGACCGCUACCUCACCGACUUCUACGUGGCCGUCAACUCCCACUGGGCGCGGAGGGGCCGGGACGUCCAGAACCUGACGGCGCUGUCGGUGGCCGGCGGCUUCCGCGACUACCAGGUCCGCUCGGGCCUGACCUUCCUGCCCACGUCCGCCCGGCACGGCGGCGCCUUGUCCGUCGUGAGCUCCGCCGUGCCGAGGACCUGGGCCUCGACGGAUCACCUCUCCAUCGUCUGGUGUAAGCAGCUGAUCCUCGCCACCGUCCGGGCCUUCUUCGACCUCGUCGACGCGGACACCAGACAGAUCACGGCGGACCCCCGGAAGAGGCUGUCGGUACUCAACCAUCACUUCGUGCGCCAUCCGGCCAAGCCGUUCCAGGACGAGCCCGACGUCGUCGCCGAGCUGCCCGGAGAGGCCGCGUGGAUCCGCGUAAAAGUUCCCCGGUGGACCUACACGGUGCUCAACGAGUCGGAUGAGAAGUACUUUUUAUUCCCGCUCGCCGGCCACAGAGGAUCCUCCAGUCACGUCUACUGUCAGAACAGCCUCUUGGACACCAGAAGCUGGAUUUUCGGCUGCCGUAACGGUGGUUCUUCCUGUCUGGAAGGUAUCGAUCUGUCCUGGAAAGCGGAACUGCUGCCGACGGUUAAGGCCGUCCGGCUGAAACUCCGAGAUUAUCCGGCGUUGUCCCACCUCGUGCUGCACGUGCCCGCCCUCGACGGGAAGAAGUUUACCGUGGACUGUGAGUUCUUCAGGGAAGACCAGAGGACCAGCCAGCUGCCCGUAACUCAUCUCUUUUCUCUCGGACUGUCUUGGAGGACGAUCGUGCCGAAUUCCACCGGCCUGCUCCAUCGCGUCGAGCUCCUCGACUUCGGGCAGAUCUACCAGGCCUUCAGAAUCAACGUGGUGAGCAGCUGCCCGCCGGCCCCAGAAAGGAGACCUAACAUCUAUCGCCUUCAUAUUCCUUGGUCCCACGAAGAUUCGCUCACCCUCUCCAAAGCCCCCUCUUCGACGGACCUCUCUGCGAAGCUGCACGUCGCCCGGCCGGAGAACGGCAGCGGGCCGGCGGUGCUGGAGAUGUACACCUCGGCCGAUUGCCGGUACCGGGUGACGAUUAAGACGUCAUUUCCUCAAGUCCUGGGCCAGGUCAUCCGUUUCCACGGGGAAUCUCUUCCCGCCUACAUAAUCGCCAGCAUCCUCCUGGGCUACGGAGGACAGCUCAGCUCCCUUCUUUCAACGGGCCGGUGCGGCCACUUGGGCGCGGCGCUGCAGAGGACGGCCAGACCCUACAAGGUGGAGCCCGUGGUCCACGGCCUCAACUUCCUGCUGGGAUUCGGCUGGUUCCGCGAGGCCUGGGAGGCGACGCUGCUCCCGGAACCGGACGUGAUCCCGGCCAGCGCCGGCGGGCUCCGCGUCCCGCUGGUGUCGCCCGUCCUCUUCCUCUUCGGCACGGCCUUGGCCUACUGGGGUCACGCACUGGGCGCCGCCUCGCUGCGCCUCCUCGCCUCGGCCCGCCCGGCCCUGCCCGGACGGAUUCCCGUUACCGUCGGUGGGGGGCUCGGAAGGGCGGUGACCCGGGUGUCUUUCAGGUGGUCGGCCCGGCCGCGGGGGCCGGGGCCGGCGGGCGCGGCCUGCGGGGUCCUGGUCCUGGUGCCGGUGGGCUGGACCGCGUGCGGAGCGGUCGCCCUCGUCCUCGCCGGCCUCCUCUACGCGCUCCGGGUGAUCCACCUGCACUCCGUCACCCGAACCCCGAGAAGUGGCCUUAAUGUGACGCCGGGAGGCGCGGCCGGAGGCGGGGAAGCCGCGGGCCUCGUCCGAGAAGCCACCGAGAACGGCGGGUCCGGGCCAGAGCCCCCCGCCGAGGCCGAGGCCGAGGACAGCCUGAGGAUGCACGUCACGGCUCUGCACUUCCUCGCCUGGAUCGUGCUGCUCAGCGCGCCCUCUUUAAUUUACUGGUUCAGAAAUCUCAGGUACAGCAUUCAGCUGGAUCCCGAUCCCUGUAAACCUCUGGCUCUUAUCCUGGUUCCGACGGUGGGGAUUCUCAUGAAUUCCAGCGCUGCCUCAGUGAGAUCCAGCAAGUUCCUGAAGAUGGCCGCCAGAGUCCCGCCCGUUCUGUCGGUCGCCACCGUGGCCUUCGGCGCGGCGCACCUCUACCGCGUCCCGUACCUGGCUAGCGUCCCGCUGGUCCUCCACGCCCUGUGUAGCGUGGUGUGACCGCCCCCCUCCCCGCCCCCCCCUUCCUUCCCCGCCCCGGGGGCCGAGGAGGGACCGUCGCCUUCGGACGUUCACGGGACCGGGGUCGGGGCGGCCCCCCGGGAGGAGAGCCGGCCCCCCCGCCCGGCGCCCGAAGACGUCCCCGCCGCCUCGCUCGGCGUCUCUCGGCCUCGGUCCGUGUCUCCGUCCGUCCCCGUCCGUCCGGGUCUCUCCGGGGACGCCCCGGCCCGGGCGGGGCGGCCCCGUCCCCUUCCCGUCUGCCACGGCGUUUCCCUCCGGUCGCUGCGGAGCUGGGAGGCGGGGAGGAGGGGCUUUCCGUCCGUUCGUGCCCGAGAAAUCGGGGGACCGGGGCGGGGGCCCGGUCCCCCCCCCCCGAAGCGCUCCGUGAAUGAUCCGGGGAGGGACGGUCGGGUCCGGGAGCGUCGUCUCCCGGCGGCGUUCGGCCCCUCCGUCCCGCCUCCCGGGAUUGGCGAGCGGGGC
This is a messenger RNA of Ornithorhynchus anatinus (platypus), 3281 nucleotides long. RefSeq names its product post-GPI attachment to proteins inositol deacylase 1 (gene PGAP1). Gene Ontology annotation, molecular function: phosphatidylinositol deacylase activity. The transcript is spliced from 27 exons. Gene Ontology annotation, cellular component: endoplasmic reticulum. The coding region runs from base 78 to 2801 and encodes 907 amino acids. Lineage: Eukaryota; Metazoa; Chordata; Mammalia; Monotremata; Ornithorhynchidae. Gene Ontology annotation, biological process: endoplasmic reticulum to Golgi vesicle-mediated transport; GPI anchor metabolic process. The record is from RefSeq and is a predicted model, not a curated record.